AUGGGCAACAGAAAGAUUUCAGCUGAUUUGAAGUUUGCAGCUAUUCGCCUGCAUGAACAAGGGAUUCUUAGACUCAGCAAGAUCCUCGACUGUGUUGGCUUCUCCCGCAUGACAUUCUAUAGAAUCAAGAAGCUCCACAAUGACACUGGUAACAUUGUCAAGCCAAGGAGCCAAUACACUGGUCGUCCAUGCAUUUUCAAUCUCGAAGACCUCCAUUACCUUCUAGAACUUAUCCAUCACCAGCUUGCACGGGCUGGCAUCUCACUCAAAAAACUCCGCAAGAUUGCUAAGGAGUGCAACGAAGAUGUUCAUGCAGACUUCAAGCGACGGGUGGCGCAGUAUACACCAGAUCAACUGUUGUUCAUUGAUGAGACAUCGAAAGAUGAACACACACAAAUUCGGAGGUAUGGACGAGCAAAGAGGAGCCGAUAUGCAAGCAUGAAGGGAUCUUUGCGUCGCAAUGGGUACCUUCACUUCCUCAAACAUUCUGUUGUGAGUCGGGACUCAUCACACUUGACUUUUUUCGUCAAUUCAUGCCUAUGUUACAUGGUAUCUAUGUACUCAGUGAUGCUGACUCAGAGCAGGUGUACAAAUCAUAUUUUUACCUCCCUACUCCCCUGA
Messenger RNA from Suillus subalutaceus, 621 nucleotides. RefSeq lists its product as uncharacterized. Lineage: Eukaryota; Fungi; Basidiomycota; Agaricomycetes; Boletales; Suillaceae. Bases 1 to 621 code for a protein of 206 amino acids. The record is from RefSeq and is a predicted model, not a curated record. The transcript is spliced from 4 exons.